Amblyraja radiata (thorny skate) is the source of this 1651-nucleotide messenger RNA. RefSeq names its product zinc-binding protein A33-like. The record is from RefSeq and is a predicted model, not a curated record. NCBI's taxonomy places the organism in Eukaryota, Metazoa, Chordata, Chondrichthyes, Rajiformes, Rajidae. Gene Ontology annotation, molecular function: zinc ion binding. Bases 155 to 1651 code for a protein of 498 amino acids. The transcript is spliced from 8 exons.
CCUUCACACUGAACACUUGCAAAUAGCAUUCAUUGCCCGGACCGGCAGCGUGAGCAGUGAGCAAUCGCGGUACUGCGCGGGGUUCAGCAGCUCGACGUGAAUGAAAACAACUUGAACCAGGAAGCAAACUCCUUGAUUAUGUUCCGGAGUGAAAAUGGCUGCGAAAUGCCCGGUCGAGAGUUGGACCGAGGAGGUAGUUUGUCCCAUCUGCCAGGAUUUCUUCACCAAUCCGGUGGCGCUGGACUGCGGGCACAACUUCUGCCGCUCCUGUAUCACACAGAGUUGGGGCAGCGAGGGGAGAAACUCCUGCCCAGAAUGUAGAGAGGAAUUUACAGACCGCACCCUCAGGGUGAAUCGGGCCUUGGUUAGACUGUCUGUUAAAGCUCGAGCACUGAGCCUGAAACUCAAAGCGAAGAAAAGUAAAUUUCAGUGCGAGGAACAUCAGGAAGAACUGAAGCUGUUUUGUAAAACGGACAAGAAACUGAUCUGUUUGAAUUGUGCAACUGCGCGGGAACACAAGUCUCACGGCUUAACGCUGAUAGAAGAAGCAAUUGAAUUCUACAUGGAACAGGUGAAAUCUUCUUUCGAAUCUCUCACAGAAAAGGAAUCAGAGAUCCAGAAAACGGAGCAGAAACAGAAAGAGAGGAUUUCUGGAGUUCGGGAAGAGUCACACAACCUUCAGUCACUGAUCACAUCCCAGUUUGCUGAACUGCACCAGAUUCUCACUGAGAAAGAGCAGCGUUUACUCGGAGAUAUGCGGGAAGAAGAGGAGAAGAUUGUAAAAACAAUGGAGAAAAAUCUUCAAGAGAUACAAAAUAAUUUAAAUUCCAUUCAGCAGGAACUCUCAAAGUUACAUGAACAGAUAGACCACAAGGACGGUGUGAUAUUUCUGAAGGAGGAAGCUGGUCGCAAGAGCAGGGUUAGUGAUGAAGCCAACCCAAUGUGUGUGGUAGAAGGUGCGAUGCCGAUUGAAAAGUUUGAUCUCACUUUUUUCCACAACAUGGCAUUGAGAGAAACAUCUGAUAUCAUCAAACGAGUCUCCGUCACCCUGGAUGAGGAAACAUCGGGUCUGCAGCUCGAGGUGUCUGAGGAUCGGAAGAGGGUGAGACUGGCCGAGUACUGCAGGAAUCUCCCUGAAACCGAGAAGAGGUUUACAUACCUGGAGUGUGUGCUGGGAUCGGAGGGAUUCACAUCAGGGAGAUAUUACUGGGAGGUGGAGGUGGCGGAGUGUCGUGGUUGGAGUCUGGGGGUCGCCGCAGAGUCUGUGGAGAGGGGUGAAGCGGAACCGCUUACCAUGGAGACUGGAGUCUGGAGCAUCGGGCGGCAGGGUGACGACUUUGUUGCAGAUACCGACCAUCCAACCCCUCUCCCCGCCCGUCUCAUCCCCGGGAAGUUUCCAACCAGCUCCCGCUUUCCUCUGCUCGAGCCCCGACUCUUCCCUUCGCUUUCUCGCCGUUUCAGAGAAAACCGAGUGGCCAAAAACCAUUCCAAGCCCGCGGACACCAUCGGCUACUUCGUCUAUCCACUAUCCCUGUUUGUGCAUCGAAAUGGAAUAUUCCCUCCAAGAUCGAGCGCCCAACAAUGGACCAUUGUGGGCUCUUUGGUCAUCGGUGCGGCCUGUGAUCUGUUCUAUGCCUUUCCACACCUCUAG